Messenger RNA from Poeciliopsis prolifica (blackstripe livebearer), 2426 nucleotides. RefSeq names its product homeobox D11a (gene hoxd11a). Gene Ontology annotation, cellular component: nucleus. Gene Ontology annotation, molecular function: RNA polymerase II cis-regulatory region sequence-specific DNA binding; DNA-binding transcription factor activity, RNA polymerase II-specific. NCBI's taxonomy places the organism in Eukaryota, Metazoa, Chordata, Actinopteri, Cyprinodontiformes, Poeciliidae. The record is from RefSeq and is a predicted model, not a curated record. Gene Ontology annotation, biological process: regulation of transcription by RNA polymerase II; anatomical structure development. The transcript has 2 exons. Bases 134 to 997 code for a protein of 287 amino acids.
UCGAUCAAGAUGUAUUGCAGGUCUGCCUGCGUUUCCGAUUUUUCCUCUCUGUCGGGGUCUCUUCGCACACCCGCGGUGCUACAGAUGGACAAAGUUUAACGCGGCCGCGCCGCCAACUCCGUCCCUCUGUUGCAUGGAGGAAAAAGGAAGAAGAAAAAUGACGGAAUUCGACGACCGCAGCUGUGCGUCAAAUAUGUUUUUGCCCAGCUGCACUUAUUAUGUUUCGACGCCUGAUUUCACUUCAGUCUCCUCCUUUCUACCGCAGACUACUUCGUGUCAGAUAAAUUUUCCCUAUUCGCCAAAUAUAACCCAAGUCCAACCUGUUCGAGAGGUCGCGUUCAGGGAUUAUGGACUGGACCAUCCCAAAUGGCACUACAGGGGCAAUUACGCGUCUUACUACUCAACGGACGAGAUAAUGCACCGGGAACUGAUUCAGUCGUCGAGCGGCAGGGCGGAUGUGAUAUUUAAAAACGAGCCCCUGUACGGUCACCACGGAGGAACCAGCGCGCAGUGCAAUUUCUUCGCGGGAGUGGGCCGAAACGGUGUUCUUCCCCAGGGCUUCGACCAGUUCUUUGAUUCUCCUAACACGGAGCACCCCAAACAAAAGGCUGCAGAGACUGCUGCCCACGACCAUCAUGACGAUGCUGAUGCCACGAACAUCAGCCAGGCUGUAACCAAACUGGAGCAACAAAACGCAGAACCUCCCGGGAGCGUCGACGAGGACUCAUCUUCCAACUGCGGCGACAAGAGCAGCCGUCAGAGUUCAUCAACCAAGUCCAGGAAGAAGAGGUGUCCGUACUCCAAAUACCAAAUCCGAGAACUUGAACGAGAGUUUUUCUUCAACGUUUACAUUAACAAAGAGAAACGCCUCCAGCUGUCCAGAAUGCUGAAUCUGACUGAUCGCCAGGUGAAGAUUUGGUUUCAGAACAGGAGAAUGAAGGAAAAAAAACUCAACCGCGACCGCCUACAGUAUUUUACUGGAAACCCUUUAUUCUGAUAUCUGAGGCUUCCUUUAGCAUCCAAAGACACACAGACUGAACUGAAAAAGCUUCUUGGUACUAUAUAAGAACUGCAAGCUGAUUUACCACAUAUUUUAGACAAUUGGUACGUUUAUUUUAAGCUGUCCAUCCAUUUAUUGGCUUCUCACUGGCAAUUAAGUCAAUCAGAAUAUUUUCAUUGUUAUUUUGACAUCAUAUUAAAUAUAUUCCUCCUUCUUUUCUUUGGUAGAUAUAUUUGUAACGUGCAUGUGUUAGAUGUUGUGUGUUGUUAAAUAAUAAGCAGAGCAAACAAUUUCUCUUUUACAAAAAUACUCGCGUGCGGCUCAAACAAAAUAAGAAAAAGAAGAAGAAGGAGAGCGAUUUUGUGUUAUAUUUGAAGGGGGUUGGGGUGUUCCCCACGAAACAUGAAGGAGCGCUGUUUCAGCUUGGUGCUAGAAGUCUUGUAUGAUCCCGUUGUUUCCUCUGCUUUGAAAAACUGAAUUGUUUGCUAAACCUUGAACCGUCUAGACAGCAUAAUAAAAAGUAGCUGUAAAGAUCUAAAUAAGGGGCUAUUGGACUGUGGUGUUUCAGCCCCCCAGACCACAUGAGGAACAGAUCUUCCUUCCGGUCUUAAAGAGCUUUUACUCCACAUCCAAGCGCAUUUCUAUAGGGUUUCCACCAGAUUCAGAUUUUGUUGUGUUUGUUUUGUUUUCUUGGAUGUUUUCUUUUCUUUUUUUUUUUUUUUUGUUUUAUUUUGUUUUUUUGAUCUUGUUGAAUUUGGUAUGUCACGGACUUCUGGCAUCACCUGCAAAGGACUUGGAACCUGCGGGAGAAACAGAUUUGUCAAGUUUGACCUUAUUUUCGACUCUGCUUGAAUGUACUGAAAACGUGUUGAGCAGCUUCGCUUUACAACCCUGUUUUGCAAAAAAAAUAAAAUAAAAAUAAAAUAAUAAUAAAAAAAUAUAUAAAUAUAUAUAUGUAUAUAAAGUCUCGACUGCAACAACUUUGUUCACAGAAACCUGUUCAUGACACUUGCAAUGCAGAAGAAUAAUUAAUAUAGUCUCACUGUAUGUUUGGGCCGUUUUCAAGUCACGAACGAACAGGAAGUAAUGUCAAAGUUAUUUCUUUUUUUCAUGCACUUUUUUCAUGCACUCUAAUUUCCAUGGGUCGUGAUUUUAUUCUGGCAUGAAAAUGGAUCACCAACUGCGUGGUGUGUGUGUUUUUUUUUUAUAUUCACAUUGUAUCCACAUGAGGGCAGACUUUCAUAUUGAGUUGAAUGGAAACGCAGACUCGGGCAAAUUUAAUAUGUAUCCAACAUGGAAACCAGUCCGAGGUGGAACAAUAUGUUCUGCCCAGGGAUUACUGGGAUUUUAUUUUAAGCAGUUCCUUCAUCUAAAUCAUCUAUUAGGCUUUUCACAAUAUCUUUCCUUUUAGCCUUCCAGGCACACC